GGGUGUACCCGUACAUCAUAAAUUUGCGUAAAAAUUGAAUUUUCUAAUGUGUAUGGUUUGAAAAGUACUUGAUGUUGAAAUAUAAUUGAAUUAGUCAUCUUCCAACUAUUCCUGAUUAGGAAUUAUUAUCACCAUUGUAUACAUAAUUAGGAAAUCAUAAUUAUGAUUCUAGAUGAUAAUUGAGUGGUUCACAAUUAUCCUUUAAUCCUAAAAUCGAAGCUUAGCUUUUCUCCUAUAAAUAUGAAUCUUCUCCAUUGUAAUUAAUACACCAUUACAACACCAUAACCACUCCUCUAUCUUGCCAUUAAUAUCACUAAGUGUUCAUACUAUACUUUGUCUCUCUGAUCUUCUGCUUAUUUCCUUCCAUUUCAUAAUACUUGGUUAUAUUCUUUACUGAAUGCAUUCAUAGAAUUUACUACAAUCAUGAUCAGUCAUAUUUGACUGAUUCUGUUGAUUCAAGAAAAAAAUAUUUUAAAAAUAUAUUUUAUUAAUAAAAUAAAGAAAAAAUUACAUUUAAAAAUAGCUAAAAUGGUCAUCUACAGUAACUUAAGCCAAUACAGCCACAAAAGUAACUCCAACUUUACUUUUUCUGCUUAUUACACAAUUCAGUGCGCGAACGUAAAAGUUAUGUGUUUGGUGAAGAAGCUGACUGAUAAGCCUGAUAAGCCGAAAAAAGAGGUCUCCAAACGGACUCAUAGAGCCCGUUUGGUAGCACGAAAAUCGGCUGUUUUGGCUGAUUCUGCUGAUAUUUAUGAAGUUCUGGCAGAAGUGGCUGCUUUGGCUGUUUAUGCUGAUUUAAGUUUUAUUAAUAAAAUAAAGAAAAAUUUAUUUGUAAAAAUAGCUAAAAUGGUCAUCUACAGUAAUUUCAGUCAAUACAGCCAGAAAAGUAACUCCAACUUUACUUUUUUUGCUUAUUACACAAUAAGCAAUUAUGCGUUUGGUGAAAAAGUUGGCUGAUAAGCCUGAGAAGCCGAAAAAUGAGGUUACCCAAACGGCCUCAUAAUGAAUAAACUGUCGAUAUAUACAAUAAUAACUAAAAACAGACUUUAAUUUUUCUGUUUGGAAAGAGUGGAUGAUUUUACUUGCAAAUCCACAUCCAAAAACUACAAAAACCACCACCAUGAAUUCAUAGAAAACAGAGGAUUUGUCAAAAGUAGAGGAAGAAGGAAGAAGAAGAACAGUGGUCGGCGGUGGAGUUGCAGAGGCGCCGUUGUCUCAUCAAUGUUUCAGCGGCGAUUCUGUAAUAUUCUUCCAGCAACUCCGCCAUUUUUGUCACCCUUAUCAUCUUUUCUAGCUACUCCAAUAUAACCAGAAGCAAAGCGGUGAAGAAUAUGAUCGGAGGAUCCCAAUUCCCAACUUCUAUAUGAUCAAGUUCUAUCUAUCUGUAUAAGAAACCUUUAAUUUGAUGGGAAUUCGAGAUUUGUCUCAUCUGGGAUGCUACUUAAUUGACUUCAACCUGCUUUAUUUAUAAGGGAUCUAGAUAUUGUUUGACA
This is a messenger RNA of Cuscuta epithymum, 1493 nucleotides long. Lineage: Eukaryota; Viridiplantae; Streptophyta; Magnoliopsida; Solanales; Convolvulaceae. The record is from the annotation of a GenBank genome assembly.